CGAGGCGCCAAAGGCAUGCGCACAGAGGAGAAAGUGAAAGCGCAAGAAGUGGGGACAGGAGACAAAGGGGCAGGAGCAAGCACAGAAGCCGAACGGGACAUGGGCACAGAGGCUAAGGAGGAAGUGGGCACAUCGGCACAAGGCGCGAUGGCAGAGCAAGAAGGCGCAGAGGCCAGAACGGAAGAAGGCACAACGGCCACAGACGAGGCAGGCACAAGGGCAACAGAAGUGGCCGCAGUGGCCGCAACAGAGGAAAGCAUGCCGGCAACGGACGGUGGCACGACGGCAACAAAGUUAAAGGGCGCAGAGGCCACAACAGAAGCAAGAGGCACACCGGCAGCAGAAGAACCAUGCACGGAGGCAAGAGAAGAGGGCACAGAGGCCACGACAGGAGAAGGCACACCGGCACCGGAGGAGCAAGGCAGGGUGGCAGAAGAAGAAGGCACCAAGGCCGACGAAGGAAGGAUGCCAACACAGUUGAGAGGCGCAGAGGCCACAGGAGCAGAAGAAACAGGCACAUCGGCAACAGAGGAGCCAGACACGACGGCAGAAGAAGAAGGCGCAGAGGCUACGACAGAAGAAGGCACCAAGGCCAAAGACAAGGGCACAACGGCAACGAACGAGAACGAGUCCACGGGAGCAGGAGCAGGAGCAGGAACCGGAGCCGAAGGCAAGGGACGAGAGAGCUUUUUGGCCAUUGCGGCACGACGAGAAGCGGAAGAGGCGUUUUUCAGAAAUUUGCGGUCUGGCAUGAUGGAUAACUUUUAGGAAAAAAAAGGGAUUUUGCCUUCUUUUUAUAUGAUUUUUCUUUUUCGCAAGUCAUGACAAGGUUGAAAGGCAGUC
Messenger RNA from Radiomyces spectabilis, 843 nucleotides. RefSeq lists its product as uncharacterized. Bases 16 to 768 code for a protein of 250 amino acids. Lineage: Eukaryota; Fungi; Mucoromycota; Mucoromycetes; Mucorales; Radiomycetaceae. The record is from RefSeq and is a predicted model, not a curated record. The transcript has a single exon.